This is a messenger RNA of Anastrepha ludens (Mexican fruit fly), 1156 nucleotides long. RefSeq names its product WD repeat-containing protein 82 (gene Wdr82). The transcript has a single exon. Lineage: Eukaryota; Metazoa; Arthropoda; Insecta; Diptera; Tephritidae. The record is from RefSeq and is a predicted model, not a curated record. Bases 84 to 1037 code for a protein of 317 amino acids. Gene Ontology annotation, molecular function: chromatin binding; protein binding. Gene Ontology annotation, cellular component: Set1C/COMPASS complex.
AAAUCACUCUAAUUCCUUACAAUAACUUAUCUAGAUCCGGGAUUUCUUAUACUGGCGAUUGUUUACAUCGUGUAAGGAUAAAAAUGAAAAUGAAGCUUGUUGAUUCCGUUGUAAAAAGUUUUAAGGUUGCAAAGGUAUUUCGUGAAAAUACUGACAAAAUAAAUGCAAUAGACUUUUCUCCAAACGGUGAGCAUUUGAUUUCAUGCAGUGAGGAUGACCAAAUUGUUAUAUAUGACUGUGAGAAAGGAACGCAGAGUCGAACUGUUAAUUCAAAGAAGUAUGGCGUUGAUCUAAUACGUUUCACCCACGCCAAUAACACCGCAAUUCAUAGUUCAACGAAAGUAGAUGACACUAUACGUUACUUAAGUCUUCAUGAUAAUAAAUACUUGCGAUAUUUCCCUGGUCAUACAAAAAAAGUUAUUUCACUGUGCAUUUCGCCGGUUGAAGAUACUUUCCUCUCUGGCUCGUUGGAUAAGACUUUGCGAUUAUGGGAUUUACGUUCGCCCAAUUGCCAGGGAUUGAUGAACUUACCUGGUCGCCCUGUUGCCGCAUACGAUCCAGAAGGAUUAAUAUUUGCAGCUGGUGUAAAUUCUGAGAGUAUUAAGCUAUAUGAUUUGCGCUCAUUCGAUAAAGGACCUUUCGUAACGUUCAAAUUAUAUCAAGAGAAAGAAUGUGAUUGGACUGGUUUGAAAUUCUCAAGGGAUGGUAAAAUAAUUCUUAUCAGUACGAAUGGAUCCAUCAUACGUUUAGUAGACGCAUUUCAUGGAACUCCUUUGCAAACUUUCACUGGUUAUCCAAACAACAAGGGCAUUCCCAUAGAAGCCAGUUUCAGUCCGGAUUCGCAAUUUAUUUUUUCGGGAAGUACAGAUGGUCGUGUGCAUAUUUGGAACGCGGACACUGGUUGUAAAGUAUGCGUUUUAAACGGAGAUCACCCAGGACCCGUGCAAUGCGUACAAUUCAAUCCCAAAUACAUGAUGCUUGCAUCGGCUUGUACAAACAUGGCUUUUUGGUUGCCGACUUCAGAGGAAGAUUUAUAAAAUUUGUUUCUUUGAAAUGUUUCACUGCUAUUUGUGCUACUAAAUCUUAAACUCGUGUAUUAAUUUUAGUUGAUAAAUAUAUGUCUAUGAACAAAAAUAAAUAAAAUAUUUUUUCUUUA